UUCAAUUACAUAUUAUCUCCAUAAUCUCAAAAGUGCAAUUGCAUAGCUUCAUGUAUCGGGCAGCGUUUAUCGUUCCUCCAAUCAAUUUCACACUUGUGAUCUGUGGAGUUGCUUCGUUAUGUCUCACAUGCUCAAUCUUCGACUUCAUAGUGAUGAGGGAAAUGUAUUACACAGUACCCGAUAUGAGAAUACUGAUUCGGACGGAGCUCUCGUUAUGGUUCUAUGGGGCAUCCAUUCUCUGCUUCAUCCUCUCGUCACUAGCAGUGCUUGCGAAUAAUGCACCACAGACUGUGCAAAAUGUCGCUAACAACUGCCCUCAACUAACUUCUUUCAUUCAUGGAGUUCUUCUAAGCAUAUCGAGUGUCUUGUGCGCGUUCUGCACGUACCUUGCUAUGCAGGCAUCAGAAGAGGUUGGCAAGUUCGCCUUCAAAGCUACUCCACGACAAUUUCAAGACGCUUCGCACUGGUACUUUCUUCGACUGAGAGCUUGUGCGAUCAUUUUCACCAUCGAAUCGGUAUUGCAGCUUGUCGUGCUCUGCGUUUUAUACCUAGGAAUCCAGUGCCGAUAUCGUUCAUUCAGCGAGCUGCCUCAAAAACCAGUCUUUCAUGUACAAACUACGGCUGGGAAGCUGUCGUAAUAGUUUAUACAACUUUGUGAAUGAAUGCUGCAAUUCCUUAUUAAUGCUGUGCAGAUCUCCUAAAUAUGCACGCUUCGUUUGACU
Messenger RNA from Cylicocyclus nassatus, 722 nucleotides. The record is from the annotation of a GenBank genome assembly. NCBI's taxonomy places the organism in Eukaryota, Metazoa, Nematoda, Chromadorea, Rhabditida, Strongylidae.